AGCACGUCUCCUUCCCCCAUCAUAAUUUCUUCUUAAUUAAUUAAUCCCUUCUUGACUCUCCAUCUUCAUUACUGCGUCUUGUGUUUACAUGAGAUGGGGGAUUCGGGGGAGAAGCUCACUCUCUACUCCUACUGGCGGAGCUCCUGCUCUCAACGAGCCCGCAUCGCCCUCAAUCUCAAAGGGUUGGAUUAUGAGUACAAAGCAGUGAAUCUUCUAAAAGGCGAGCAAUUGAAUCCAGAGUUUGAGAAGAUCAAUCCAGUUAAAUAUGUCCCUGCACUAGUUGAUGGGGAUAUAGUAGUUGCUGAUUCGUUUGCAAUCAUAUUGUAUUUGGAAGACAAGUAUCCCCAGAAUCCUCUCUUACCUCAAGAUCUUAAAAAGAAAGCCUUGAAUCUUCAGAUAGCAAGUAUUGUCAGUUCAGGUAUUCAGCCUCUUCAGAAUCUUCCUGUACUGAUUAAUAGAACUCUUCAGCAAUACAUUGAGGAAAAUCUUGGUUCUGAGAAAAAACUUCCAUGGACUCAACUUCAUAUCAACAAAGGCUUCACGGCUCUUGAGAAACUGUUGGCUGGUGUUGCUGGAAAAUAUGCUACAGGAGAUGAAGUCCUAUUGGGAGAUGUGUUUCUAGCACCCCAAAUUUACGCGGGAGUGAAGCGCUUUGCAAUUGACAUGUCUAAUUAUCCUACGCUGGCAAGGCUCCACGAAGCCUAUAUGGAGUUACCCGCAUUUCAAGCCGCACUCCCUGAAAGACAACCGGACGCGCCUUCCUCACCUUAGCAGCCUCAGCGGAAGUUGGAUCGCCCACUCAGCGUAUGUCAUCAAGAAUAAAAAAGUUCGGUGAGCAGUUGUUGUGCCCUUUCUGACUUGUAAGAAUACUGUAAUUUUAAUGUUGUCUCGAAAAAUCUAUAAGAUUCUACUAGCUGAGUGAAAAAUAUGUAUGUGUAUGUGCUUGAAGCUCACGGUUAUGAACUUCAAGAUAUGCUUCGAUAUCAAUAAAAGCGCAAGACUUUGUGGUUACUUCUUUGUA
Molecule: messenger RNA, 1021 nt
Organism: Ananas comosus (pineapple)
Lineage: Eukaryota; Viridiplantae; Streptophyta; Magnoliopsida; Poales; Bromeliaceae
Product: glutathione S-transferase zeta class-like
Exons: 9
Coding region: 94-771 (225 amino acids)
Biological process (GO): glutathione metabolic process; L-phenylalanine catabolic process
Cellular component (GO): cytoplasm
Molecular function (GO): glutathione transferase activity; maleylacetoacetate isomerase activity
Source: RefSeq, a predicted model, not a curated record